UCCCGAGAAAGAGGAGGAAGAGGAGGGGGAGUAGGCUGGCAACAGGAAGUAGCCGACAGGAGCUGCUUCUUCUUCCCGGUAGCGGUGAGUAUGGGAAAAUGAGGGAAUAAAAAUGGGGAUGUGAUGGGGAUAAAAGGCAGCUCAGCAUCCUCCAUGAAGGAUGCUCACUCCUCACAUCUAAUUUUUCCAUCCAUACAGCAGAGCAAGGACUGCUUGUGGCCAUAGCAGAAAGUCCUCCUGGGAAUGGACCUCGUGUCACAGAGCAAAAUGAACUCUGAGGGCAGCGACGGUAGACCUGUGCCACCCACCUCCCUGCCCCUCCAAGGAGGCGGCACCCACCGAAAGAAAUUGUCGGCCCCCCGCCUCAGUCUCUCCCUGGAGCAGAGCGAAGACGACUUGGGCGAGACACCCGACGACCUUGACAUCAAUGUCGAUGACCUAGAUACUCCGGACGAAGGGGAUUACCUGGACUACACGGACCACGAGUUGGACUGGGACGAUCCCAAAGCUGAGAACCGAUGUCGGACAAGCGAGUCGUACGAAGCCGCCCCGACGUACGGCGCCGAGGACGAGCGUCAGGACGUCAGGCUGUGGCGAGCGGUGGUCAUCGGCGAGCAGGAGCAUCGCAUCAACAUGAAGAUCAUCGAGCCCUACAUGCGAGUCAUCUCCCAUGGAGGGUACUACGGCAACGGUGUGAACGCCAUCAUCGUGUUUGCUGCUUGUUUCCUGCCAGACAGUGACAGAGACGACUACCACGACAUCAUGGAGAACCUCUUCCUCUACGUGAUCAGCACUUUGGAGCUGAUGGUGGCAGAAGACUACAUGAUUGUGUACCUGAACGGGGCCACGCCCCACAGAAGAAUGCCGGGCCUGGGUUGGCUCAAGAAGUGCUACCAGAUGAUUGACAGAAGACUCAGGAAGAACUUGAAGUCGUUCAUCAUCUUGCAUCCAUCUUGGUUCAUCCGGACCAUCUUGGCCAUCACCAAGCCAUUCAUCAGCACCAAGUUCAGCAGCAAGAUCAAGUACGUGAGCAGCUUGGACGAGCUGCAGGAGCUCAUCCCCAUGGAGAGUGUUCACAUCCCAGAGUGCAUCAUUAGACUGGACCGAGAACUGAAGGACGCUGGAGAGAUUUCAGUAGUGAAUAGCUUUCUCCUGGGAACCGAGCCAACACGCUACAUCGUCUUUUCCGACCGAGUAGCGUUUGCCCAAGUCCUCCAUCUGCGUGCCUUUGUAGUAAGACGAGGAGGAGCUGUAGCCACCGGAACCGGGACCGGAACCCAGUUUUUCGUAGCCGCGCGGGGUCCCGUCUGAAGGCGCCCUUUUGGAGCGCGAGUGCUGGAUGAGGAAGAUGGUGGCGGCGAGUCCGGCUACUAGAAGGACACACGUGAUGAUGAAGACCACCAGGUUGCCCCUCACCUCCUCUUCCUUCCCCUCAUCCUCCUCGUCUUUGUUCCUGAACGCCAGGUUGGUGCUGAUGAUGCACUCCCCUGAAAAACACACAACACACACACACAUUUUGAGCCUGUCAUUUGCUGUUAUGCCGACACGAGUCACAUUUUCAUAUUCAACUACAAAGGGCACAAAAACCCUCAAACGUACACUUAUUAUUAAUACGUAGUAUUACUUGAUUCCCAUAACUUAACUUUUUUUCUUGUAAAAUCCCAUUUCUCCUCUGAAAUACAACUUUGUUCUCAAAAUAUUAAUUAUUAAAAAUUACAUAAAACGUCACAUAAUAAAAUACAGGAAUAGCUCCCCCAAAAAGUUCUAUUAUGAAUUUUAUCAUGUAAAACAACUUUAGAGCAUUCUGAUCCUUACCCCCCCCCAAAUUUUUUUUUCUUUCAUAUUUUCCUUUGGAUGUUUUGUUCAUCCUUUUUUUCUUCUUCAGUAAAUAUGACAAGUAACAAUUUUAAUAUCAAUUUUACUGAGUUUUAUUUGGGUAAAGUUUACUUUAGGAAAUUACAAAAGAGAUGGAAAAAAAACAUCUCAUCGUCUCAAUAUUGAAUUUCUUUUGUAUUUUUUCUGUAAAUUUUGGAUUAUUUAAUAUAAUAAUAUAUAAUAUAUAUUCAUAUUGAUGCUUCUUCAGCAUGAAAUAGUCAUAAUAAUUAUUCUUGUUGACUACCUGUUGUUUCGGUGCAGUUACAGCAAUCCCGCGUGUGCGCGGCGGGGGAUGCGUGGCAGCAAAGGAGACAGCGCCCCCCGGGUUCAAGGAUGGCGUGUGGGGGGCACGCGCUGCAGUUAGCCGGGCCGGGUCCCUCGCAACGCAGGCAGGACGCGUCGCAGUCCUCGCAGCUGUGACUGGAACCCUGACAGGCAACACAGUCAGACAUUUAUCAUUACGUAUUCUAUAUUUUAUGAAUUGUUUUAAAAUAGUAUUUAUGUAAGGGAAGGUUCUUUUAUAUUCUAAUGAAUUUUUAAAAAAUAAUUAUAUGCAUUUCUAUUCUUUUUUUAGCUACAAUUUAAAAAUAAUAUCUAUUAUUUUAUUUUCUAAAUAUUUUUUAUGCACUCAGGGAUGGAACAUUCACAAAGUAAUCCAAAACAGUGCGUUCAUUGGUCGACCGCUAUUUGUGGAAACGCGCCACGCUACAAAAAAGAAAAAAACAACACGACUGUACCUUUAUUAGCGGGUACUUGGCCGUGUCGCACACAGACACGCACGUGCUGCCUGACAGGAAGUAACCAGGCCCGCACGAGUCACAGGAGUAAGAACCCAUUCCUGCAAAAUAUGUCAUCAUACAGUAAUAUGAUAUGAAUGCUAACAGCUCAUUAAUAACCUAUGAGGGUCCAUAACUGCAACAAUUUGAUAGAACUUGCCAAAUAGAGAGAGAGCCUUAUUCGGUUCAGGGUUUCAAAGGUUCUCAAUCGAUUUCUGAUGGGAAGUCAAUCUAACGCUGCAAGUCAGGCUUUGUUAGAAAGACUUCCAUACAGAACGACUACCAGUACUACUAAUUUGUCAUUUUAUAUUGAACACUACUACUAAAAAGGAUAGUACAGUGUUGCCUUGAGAUACAAGUUUAUUUUGUAGUGUGACUACGCUCGUAACUCGAAAGGCUCGUACUGCAAAUAAUCUUUCCCCGCUAAAAUGAAUGAAAUUAUUAUUAUUCCGUUGCAGCCUCCAACAAAACCGAGCAAAAAUUGUUGUAAUGUAUUUAAUAAUGAAUAUAGCACUCUGUAAUAUUACACUUCAUAAAAACACAGAGUAAUAAGUUCAUUAUAUAAAUUGUAAAAAAAAAAAAAAAGGACAAAAACAGUCGCAUCAUGAUUACGUCAUUGCGGCACCUUUUGGUGUGUGUGUGCCUUCGCUCACCAGCAGGGGGCAGUAUAAUACAGACAUACAGUAUGGACGUACACAAAGGAGACAGUCACAACUGCACUAAUAUAAUUCGUUUUCCCCAGAGGAUAAAGAAUAUAUGCCUGCGAGUAUUGUUAUAUUGUCUGUCGAUGUAUUGAGCCACUGUUGGUGGUCAAAUAUCCUUUUGAGUUUUUAGAGUUGUAAUACGGCGACACUGAUGCUAUUCGUUAACCUGUCUAUGUCGUUAUGCUUUGUGUGAGCAUUAAGCUAGUGGAAUUUAGGAAGGCAAAGUUGCGUGUUUUUUUUUUUUUUUUUUUAAAUGCACACUAAUUCUCUCUGUUUUAGGUUUAGUUUGGUAGUAAAGUUGGACCGGGAGUGGCAAUAAACAGGAUGAAGCCUCUUUUUCUGCCUAUCUGCUGCUUGUUGCGAAGGGUGUUGAUGUGAGUUCACGUGCUCUUAUCUCAAAAUUUCACAAGUUACAGCAAAAUAUUAGCCGAGCGACACCUCGCACCUCGAAAAACUCCUAAGUCGGGUCACUCAUCUCUCAAGGCACCGCUGUCGUCGUUAAUUUUCCAUUUCUACGAUGUCAUCAAUAUCAUCGCGUCGUGUCGCUGACCUGAGCACGUUGCGCAGUUGCCGUGGCAACGCUCGCACGUAGCGUACGCGUCGUCGUCAUCAUCUCGGUGGUGAUAGAAUCCGCGAGGGCAGGCGUGGAGGCAGCGGCCUUCCCGCGGCAUGAAAACCAGUCCCGGUGCGCAGCUCAGGCAGUCCCCGUCCCCCGAACACUCGCUGCAAGUGGGGUCGCAUGGCUCACACGCCCUUGAGGCCUGGUUGCCAUAGUGACUGUGAGGAAGAAGGAGCCAGAGGUCAGUGUAUAGAUACGACGCGCCAUUAAACAACAAAGCGUGAAGACUUCAUUCAUGCAGCCUCUGUACAAUUUAUCGGAAUAAACUGGGCAGGAUUUAAUUGCAAUUUAACGGCACAUUAAUUUAAUUUUCUCCACCGCUGUCCGCCAAUUAAACAUAUGCAACAAUUAGCAUUUUACAGCCGCGUGAAGUGAAUCUUCCACUUACUCAAGCCACACAUCUCCAUAGAAACGACGCGACGCAUAAAGCGAGGAGCUCGAUAAUCGCAGGCUCUAUUACGGGGGCUGGAAAUUCCUGAAAAUCUUCUCAAGUGAUUGAAAUUGGAAUAAAAACCUUAGUUAAAGUAAUCGCUCAUUUAUCGCAGGGUCAUGGUCCAGACCACCCCUGCAGUCGGUGAAAUCUACAAAGUCGCGACCGCAUAUUUGUUUUUGAGAUUGAACCUCCCCAAAAUCUUAUUAAUCUUCCCAGCACUCAUAGUAACCUCUCCCAUACUCUUAAACGCCUUUUAAAACGGUUAGCAAAUCUUUAGACCAACGUCAGAUAGCGAUAACAUUGUUAGGGGAAAAGAAAUGUGUAAGUCAGCUAAGUUGACUUCCAAAAUAGGUUGACGCAAAAUUUCUGCUUCGAAGGUCCACCGGAACAAAAAACAUAUAACAUGAUAUAUGAGUGAGUUGAAUGGACGUUAGCGUUUAUUUAUAUUAAAAAAAAAGAAAAAAAAAAUGGUUACCUAAAAUGGUAAUUGCUAGCGCGCUAAUGCUAAUCGCGAUUGCUAACUGUUUAGCAUUUGCUAUUGUUGUUGUCUCAAAUGUUGUACACAGAAUUUAUACUUAUAAUUACUCGAUGGAAUAGUCGUUAGGAUAACUGAUUCUAAAAAGAUUUGAUCGUGACAGCCCUAGACUUCAGUUAUGCAAUGACAUAUAGCAACAUCGGAUAGUGGCAACAUUGGAUAGAGAUGCUUGGAAUUGCGACGGCAUCAGAUAGCAACAUCGGAUAGUGGCAACACCGUGGAGCAAUAUUGGCUAGCGGCAUCAGCUAACAACACUGGAUAACGUCAUCACAGAGCAAAAUUUUAGAACAAUAUCCAAUAGCAACAACAUCGGAUAGCGACAUCAGAUACGAUACGACAUAUAGCAACAUCGAAUAUCGACGACAUCUGAUGCCGACACUGGAUAGCGUCGACAUCAUUCAGCGACAUUGGAUAGCGACAACAUAUAGCAACAUUUUAUAAUGUCGACAUCAAAUAGCGAUAAAAUCGUAUGGUGACAAACAUUGGACAAUGGUUGUUAAAAGUACUUACGAAGCGCAUUAAUUGGAGUGUUUUGUGGUUACCUGUGUGGACACGUCUCCACGCACUCGUUGUCGUGGCGAAAGAGCCGGUCCUUGCAGGCCAGACACUCGUGGCUACGCUUCCCGGCGCAGGACUGACAAGUCGGGUGGCACGCUUCGCAUUUCUGCCGCAACUCGUCGGCGUAGAAACUUGGCGGACAUUCGUCAAUGCAGCUGCCAUCUGGUUAGGGGAAGGAUUUCCUUUGAUAUUUUUCUUACGUUAAAGCUUUUUUUUUUUUUUUUUUACACAAAAUUUCGAGGCAGCUGUCUGUGAUUAUUUAUUGUAUUUUUAUUUUUUAGGGAGAACAGCACUGGACUAGAAGGACUAGAAUGAGAACGUCUUACCAAAUGAAACGAGGCUACGACUCAACGGGGCCACAUUUAGCUAGUUAAUGUUUUUUUAAUUUGAUAUCGAACAAGGUUACUGUAUUCUUAUUUUGCAUUUUAAUAUAAGAAAAAAUGUUACUGAAUAAUAAAACACAUUUAUUCAAUUAAUUACAAAUUUGAGCCAGGAAAAACCCUGCUUUUCAUUGUCCUUUUGUACAAUAAAAUACUUUUUUUCUAUUUAGAAAAAUGUCUCUAUAAAUGUAUAAUAUCGUCAUCACUAAGAUGACCUUUAAAGAUAGAGCUCACUUUGUAGAAGACGUCUCUGCUUGCAGCUCAAGCAGUGGUUCUUCCCCGGGCCGGAGCAGCGGCGGCAGUUCUUGUGGCACGGCUGGCAUUCCUCGCGCUCGUCGACGUACUCGUGCGGCGAGCACUCGUCGGCCGACGGCACGCAUUGGCCGCGACCCUCCAGUCCGCGACCCUCCAGUCUGUGGCCCUCUCUGCAGCCAGAGCAGGAGCCGGCCAAGGGCCCCACGCAGGUGAGGCAGGAGACGUCACACUCUAUGAUAACAAUAGAUUUGACUAUUAUUUACUCACCGAAUAAAAUACAUUCAGUAUCUGUAAUACUAUACUAUGUUAUGUAUUGUUAAAUAUAUUACCAUUAUAUGUGACAUAAAAAGUUGCAGAAUCUGAAUUUUCAAAAGUUGUAAUAUUACACAGACAAAUCAUAGUAUUACGACUAGGAAAAUUAGAUUUUUUUGAGGGGGGAAAACAUGAUAUUUUCAAUAAUUCAUAUUUUGAGGACAAGAUUGUAUUUUGUGGGGGUAAAUGAAAUUUAGGAGAAGAAAAACUGGAUGAAGGAGGAAGUCGUAAUGUUAUGAGAACAAUGAGGAAAAAAGAACAGAAUGUUGUAAAGAAUAGAGUAAUACCACAGAAAUAUUAUCAGGACAUAUUACACUGUAUUACAAGGACAAUGUUUAGAAAAAAAAUCUGAGAAAAAAAGUUGUAAAGUUACAAGAAUAAAGUCAUAUUAUGUUGACACUUGUAUUUUUUGGGGUGCAUUUAAAAGAAAAGUUUCAAAGUUCAGAGAAUAAAGUCAUAACAUCCAUCCAUCCAUCCAUUUUCUUUACCGCUUAUGCUUACUAGAGUCGCCUAGUGGAGCCUAUCCCAGCUAUCUUCGGGCGGGAGGCGGGGUACACCCUGAAUCGGUCGCCAGCCAAUCGCAGGGCACAUAUAAAGAAACAAAUAUUCACACUCACAUUCACACCUACGGGCAAUUUAGAGUCUUCAAUCAACCUACCACGCACAUUUUUGGGAUGUGGGAGGAAACCGGAGUUCCCGGAGAAAAUGCAGCCAGGCACGGGGUGAACAUGCGAACUCCACACAGGCGAGACCGGAUUUGAACCCGGGUCCUCAGAACUGUGAGGCAGAUGUGCUAACCAGUUGGCCACCGUGCCGGCAAGUCAUAACAUUACGAAGAAAAAAAAAUUUCUUAAUGUUACAAGAAAAAAGUAAUUACACGGACAAAGUCAGAAAUUACACUGGUCGCUGAAUGCAACGUGCUCUGGGAUGAAAAAAUGCACCCAUUGUGUGUGUGUGUGUGUGUGUGUGUGUCGCGUGCUCCAGCUGGGUUUCUAUCUGGAGGCGACGUGACAGCUGCCUGACUUCUGAGGAGCGUCGUUGCUAUUUUAGUCGGUACUAAAAUUAUUCACCACGCUCAGAGGGAGAACUUCUGAAUGUUGACUAAAAAGUGAGUCAAGUGAAGAAGGUGAAAUGUGUGUGUGUGAGAGCGAGAGAGUGAAAGAGAAAUAUGGAAUUAGCUAGCUUUAGAGAGUGUGUGAGAAGGAAUGGAAGAGAGAGCGUGACAGAGGGAAAUUGGGAGAUUUUUGCAUGUGAGCGAGAGAGAAACUGUGUGAGUGUGAGAUAAAGAGUGUGUGAAUGUGAGACGUCGGCGUUUGUGCAAGAGUCAGAGCAAGUGUGCAAGAAUGUGUGAGAGUGUAAGCUGGAGACCCGAGAGAGAUUGUGUUGAUUUUGUGAGACUGCGUGUGUUUGAGAGAGAGAGAGAGAGAGAGCGAGAGUGGGUGUGUUUGUGUGUAUGUGACUGAGAGUGUGGUUACAUGCAUGUGAGAGGGAGAUAAACUAAAUGUGUGAGAGUAUGAAAUUGAGUCAGACUGAAAUUGAGAGUUGAGAGGAAUGAGAAUUUGAGAAUGUGUGAGAGUGACAGAGUCUAUAUGUAAUAUGGUAUGUGUGUGAGAAAGCAUGAGAGUGUGCGACAGAGAGAGCGAGAGAGAUUGCGGGUGCAUGAAAGUGUGUGAGUGAGAGUGUGGUGUGAGAGAGCGUGUGUGUGUGUGUGUGAUGGACUUGAUUACGUUGACACUCUCCCGUGGCGUCAUCCAUGAAGGUCCGAGCGGGACACGGGGUCACGCAAUCUCCGUCGCGUAGUGCGGCCCGGGGGUCCUCACAAGCGUCGCAGUCGUCGCGUCCGGGGCCGUCGCACGAGCGACAGUCGGCGCGACAGCGCAGACACUCCCGCCGCUCGUUAUCGCCGAAGAAGCGAUCGGGGCAGUCGGGCAUGCACGCACCCUCGUGGAGGAAGUGAUACUCCUCACAGGCUGACAACACAUAACUUUUUAUCCCAAUAUGUGUGUAUGUCUGUGUGUGCACCACACUGCCCCUAAAAGGCCAAGGUGCGCACAGCAGGUUUUUAUUUGUAGUCAUUGUUUUCUACUGCUAUUAUUUUUAAUAUAUAUUGUUACCAAUUUAUUUUCUUUGUGUUCUUUUAAAUUAUAUUUAAAGUUGAGUUUUUGGUAGCUGAAGAAAUACACAAUUUAAAAAACAAUUGCCCAGCCAUACUCUGAAUACUGUUAUUAUUGUCUGUCUACAUGUUGUUGCUGCACCGUUUGUGUUCAAUCAGUUGCUGAAAUGAUUAAAUCACCGCAGCAUUGAUGCUAAUUAGCGUUAGCAUUAACCUUGUAAAUACACAAGACGUUAUUCUCUUUGUUUAAUGAUUAUUUAUUAGUUGUGUGGACCAAUUUGACCACAAAGGUUUGCUCUACCUGUGCACUCUCCAAGGGGGCUGCACUCUUCACAGGCCGCGGGGCAGCGUCGGCAAUCCUGGAUGUGGACCGUGUGACCCGCGGGACACUGCUCCACACACCGGUGAUUGAGCAGCAGCAGGGGUUCUUCACAGCUCAGGCAGUAGGUGGAGUUCUUCUCGCAGGACACGCAGCCCGACACGCAGCUUCGACACACCUGACCGACGGGAUAACCUCUGUGGAGACAAUUAGAUAACAAUGAACAAUACAAUUUAGUGUACUUUUAAGAGUGAUUCACAAGCUUAAGUGACAGUGUUUCUGUUGCUAACAGUCACUUUAGAGAUCCCUCAAUGGUCAGGCAUACUUGAUGGACCUUGUGUCAAAAGCGAUGCUAGCUUUCUAUUGAACAAACAAGUGUCGACCUCCGGCAAGUCCUGGAUGUAGAUGAUGUCCGCAUCGUCUACAAAAUGUCGUAAAAAUUAGUUACGUGGUUUUCGUAUCAUGCUUUUAACAAACAUAUUUGACGCAUGGGAAUUGUGCAUAUCAACGUUGUACUUGACGAAACUGUUGCAAAAUGUUGGAAUGUUCUGAA
Messenger RNA from Phycodurus eques (leafy seadragon), 9432 nucleotides. RefSeq names its product prune homolog 2 with BCH domain (gene prune2). Bases 244 to 1311 code for a protein of 355 amino acids. Gene Ontology annotation, biological process: apoptotic process. Gene Ontology annotation, cellular component: cytoplasm. The record is from RefSeq and is a predicted model, not a curated record. NCBI's taxonomy places the organism in Eukaryota, Metazoa, Chordata, Actinopteri, Syngnathiformes, Syngnathidae. The transcript is spliced from 11 exons.